Molecule: messenger RNA, 4288 nt
Organism: Myodes glareolus (Bank vole)
Lineage: Eukaryota; Metazoa; Chordata; Mammalia; Rodentia; Cricetidae
Gene: Ptafr
Product: platelet activating factor receptor
Biological process (GO): chemotaxis; G protein-coupled receptor signaling pathway
Cellular component (GO): membrane
Molecular function (GO): G protein-coupled purinergic nucleotide receptor activity; platelet activating factor receptor activity
Source: RefSeq, a predicted model, not a curated record
GCUCUGUGUUCCGACAGGCUUCUUGGGUCUGAUGCUUCUUGGUCACCAGGGAUGCCCUGCCCAGUCUUAAUGAGCACAACUGUGCUUCCAGCGCUCCCUUCCCAUCCUUUUCCAAUUUAGUGGCCUCUCCCUUUCUCUCUGCCCUACGGAGAGGCGCACACACUGAGAUGUUCAUUCGUGCUGUAGCUCAUCCUUUCUCUCUUCUCACACCCUCGGUCUCAGCCUCUGUUCCCUCUCAUUCCUCUCGUGCGUUUCUGUUUACAUCAUUCUUUCUUCCUCCCUCUAUCUUGUCCCCCUGCCCUCUCCUUUCCCUUCUGACUCUCUCUCACAUCUCACACCCUCCUUCUUGUGCUAACUGGUUACCUCUCUCUCUCUCUCUCUCUCUCUCUCUCUCUCUCUCUCUCUCUCUCUCUCCUCCCUGCCUUCCUCCCUCCCCUCCCCACACACCCUGACCCAGUGGCUACUGCUUACACCCACUCUGCCCCUUGCUUGCUCUGCAGGAAACCUUUGCAGUACUCAGGUCUGACUGGCUCAGCUUGGAGGUUCCUGUGGCAUCCGCUGGAGAGGCCCCCGGUCGCUGUGUUUCCUCCCAGGGGUGACUUGGCAGUGAUAUGCUGUGUUUCCUCACUUCUGCAAUUGCCAGGCUGCCACACAGCACUGUGGCUUAGACCCCGAGGGACACGCAGAGACUACAUUGAAUGUUACAGGCAUAUACAACACCCCAUGAUCAGGUGACCCUUCCAGCCCAGAGUAAUGGAGCAAAAUGAAUCCUCCCGUGUGGAUUCUGAGUUUCGAUACACCCUCUUUCCGGUUGUUUACAGUGUCAUCUUUGUGUUGGGGGUGAUUGCCAAUAGCUAUGUGCUAUGGGUCUUUGCCCGCUUGUAUCCUUCCAAGAAACUGAACGAGAUAAAGAUCUUUAUGGUGAACCUCACUGUUGCCGACCUGCUUUUCUUGAUCACCCUUCCGCUGUGGAUUGUCUACUAUUACAAUGAAGGCAACUGGAUUCUACCCAAAUUCCUGUGCAACCUGGCUGGCUGCCUCUUCUUCAUCAAUACCUACUGUAGUGUGGCCUUCCUGGGUGUCAUCACUUAUAACCGCUACCAGGCAGUGGCCUAUCCCAUCAAGACUGCUCAGGCCACCACCCGCAAGCGUGGCAUCUGUUUGUGCCUGGUCAUUUGGAUAUCCAUCGUGGCUACUGCAUCCUACUUCCUGGCCAUGGACUCCACCAACGUGGUUCGCGCAAAGGAUGGCUCAGGCAACAUCACCCGCUGCUUUGAGCACUAUGAGCCGCGCAGUGUGCCGAUCCUUGUGGUUCAUGUCUUCAUCGCAUUCUGUUUCUUCCUCGUCUUCCUUCUUAUCCUCUACUGCAACCUGGUCAUCAUCCACACGCUGCUCACACGGCAGGUACGGCAGCAACGCAAACCUGAAGUGAAGCGCCGGGCGCUGUGGAUGGUCUGCACCGUCCUGGCGGUGUUUAUCAUCUGCUUUGUGCCCCAUCACAUAGUCCAGCUGCCCUGGACCCUAGCAGAGCUGGGCUACCAGACCAACUUCCACCAGGCUAUUAAUGACGCCCAUCAGAUCACCCUCUGCCUCCUCAGCACCAACUGUGUCUUAGACCCUGUAAUCUACUGCUUUCUUACCAAGAAGUUCCGAAAGCACCUCAGCGAAAAGUUUUACAACAUGCGCAGUAGCCGGAAGUGCUCCCGGGCCACUACUGACACAGGCACUGAAGUGAUGGUGCCGGUCGACCAGACUCCUGUCAUGUUGCUAAAAAAUUAAUCUCUGUCUUAUUAAAGACAGACUCAGAGUCUCCUCUUCCGUGGACCUCACAGCCUGAGCUGGGAGGUGAGAGGUUUCUGCUUGGGACAACCCCUCCUGGGACCCUGGCGAACCACUGAGUGCAGUGGUCCUUUUUCACCAAGACGCUGGUUGACAGCACUGCCAGCUUGUUGGAAAAUACUGGACUUGAAUGUUCCUUUUUCCUCAUCUGUGGGUUAAUACUAGCGACUGUGGCUGAUGGCUUCAUCCAGAGCUUCUGAAUCUGGCAUCCCAGCUAGGGCCAAACCUUGGGCUUAGACUCUGAGUUACCCAGUUCUUCCAACUGGGGCUGCAACCUUAGUAUUGGGAACUGCCUCCUGCUGCAGGCAGGGGAGGAGUUAUGGGCGAACUGGUCCUGUGGAAGAUCUUUGCGGGAACAGUGGGUUUAGGAUGGAGCCCUGCUUUCUCCACCCACAGGUACAAGGUCUCUCUGACACUUCUAGAGGAAGUGGUUUGAUGGAAGCCUCCGAUGACCCAGAAACUUGUCUCAAAUGUAACCAGAGGAAAUAAUACAAAAGCUGACCAGAAGCUAGGAUGGGAGCGCCUUUCUCCCGAGGCAGCUGAGUUUCCACCCAGGCCUGAGAGUCUAGGAGAGAGACUAGGAGAGAGACGGCUCCCUCAGGACCCUGCAGUUUCAACUGCCGGCAGGCAGCAGCUUCUUUUGGUGACCUCUGAACACCUGAUGGUGAUUUUUUUUUGACAAGUGUGUUAGUCACACUUCACUCGCUGUACCCAGCCCUUCAGUCAGAAAGAAUGCACAGAAGGAGAGAUUUAUUUGGCUCACAGUUUCAGAAGACUUCACUCCAUCAUGGCAACCAAGGCCUGCCGGGGCAGCUCAGACUAUUGGUGGCAGAAGCAGGAGGCAGAGGCUGUUCAUGUGGCAGUGAGCCAGGAGCCAGGGCAACACUUUAAGCUGGGGAUGGGUACAUUCUUCAGAAGCCCCCUGCCAGCCGCCCAGUUCUACAGCCAGGUCCUACCUCCUACCGGUUCCACAGACUCCCACAAUACCACCAAUAAUGGGAGAAUGAACACAGAGACCACGGCCCUGGGCCAGCGAGAGCAGGUGAAGGCACUUGCUGCUAACAUGGACAAUCAGAGUUCAAUCCCAGAACCCACAUGGUGGCACAGAAACAGACUUCUGCAGGUUGUUCUUUGACCUCUUCAUGUAUGUUGUGUUACACCCAUGCCCCGCCUCCCCAUACACACAUAAAUAAACAUACGAAAUAAUGCAACAAAUCAAAACAAACAUGGCCCCAUGGAGGUGCAGGGUAUUUUAGAUUCAAAAUACAUGAAUUAUUACAUUUACAUGAGGUCCUCUCCUGCUCUCUGAAUAGGAGCAGGAACCACAGACUCAGAACUCUGGGAAAUUUUCCUGGUUCCCUGAGCCUUGUGUUCCUUAAAAAACAUGUUCUUCCUUCCAGUUAGUGUCCCCUUCCAGUUAGUGUCCCCUUCCAGCCAGUGUCCCCUUCCAGCUAGUGUUCCCUUGACUUUGGGUCAGUUGAUUUCUGUCUGCCAGACAAGCAUUCGCUUGUUCCAAUAGGCUAGUAACGUGCUUGAGUUUGGGGUGAUGGCCAUGAGCUGUCCCUAACUGAAGGUGACUAGGUAGCAAAAGCAACACCACAUUUGAACUUUGGCAUCUUACAAACUCAGGCUCAAGGCUCAUCUGUGCUUGGUGCUGUCUAGGAAGUGGGAAUUCGACCUUCUGCCUCUUAGUGUUAUUGGGGCUGUUACCAAUGAGCAGAGCAUGCUCAGCUGACUCUUGAUUACUCAUCCCUGAUCCUCCCUGCGAUCCUCUGAUAGGAAUUGAAGGGGUGAGAGUUGGAUGUGUGGAUUCGGGAUGCUGUUUGGGGAUUUACAAUCCACCUACUGAAGUCAGUUAAACUCCGGAGCUGUGACCAUGUCUGUGUGUAAGCUGAGUGGGUUGGGUGGCCACCUGGGCAGACAAAUGGCUUUUCAAGGAAGGCAGAUGUGCUAGGCAAAGUAGAGGCCAGAGAGGAACUCUUACCAGUGGUUCUCAAUCUCCCUAAUGCCACAACCCGUUUAAUACAAUUCCUCAUGUUUUGCUGACCCCCCAACCAUAAAAUUGUUUUCAUUGUUACUUCAUAACUAAUUUUGCUACUGUUAUGAAUCAGUAUGAAUAUGGAGAGAGAGGUUUACCCAAGUGCUCUCGACCCACAGGUUGAGAAUCACUGUGCCGGAGCCUGGAGAAACAAGAAUAUACAGCCUCCCGGGGCCAGAGGGCAUUCCUGCACACUUUCCUUUGAGUUCCGAGACGUUUUCUUGGCAGAAUUCCUUCUUGCUUAAACUCAUUCGGAUGGGGGUCUAGCACCUUCAAUCAAAUAACCUUCUCUAUGUUUCUGUGCUACUACAGUACAUUCUGAACUUGUUCAUUUGUACACCCUCCUUGUCAUUGUUUUGUAGUAUUUAUGUGCCACAGUAUGCUUACUUAAUAAAUAUUUUUGUUUUUAAA